Molecule: messenger RNA, 675 nt
Organism: Hydra vulgaris (swiftwater hydra)
Lineage: Eukaryota; Metazoa; Cnidaria; Hydrozoa; Anthoathecata; Hydridae
Molecular function (GO): nucleic acid binding
Source: RefSeq, a predicted model, not a curated record
AUGACAGCCUUACAAGUCAAGUUAGCAAGACCAAAGUGUGGACGACUUUUCCUCAAAUUUCGUGACGUCGAUUUUAUUUUGGAUGAUGAAUCGUACUUCACUCUUUCCAACACAACUUUGGCUGGGAAUGACCAAUUUUACUCAGAUGAUAUUCAAAAGACUCCUACUGAUGUGAAGAACAAAAUGAAGGCAAAAUACGAGUCAAAACUACUUGUUUGGGUGGCAGUUUCACCUCGAGGAAUGAGUAGUGUCAAAUUUUUCAAGUCUGGCCUGGCAAUCAAUCAAUAUAUUUACCGUGACGAGUGUAUACGAAAGAGGUUGAUUCCUUUUAUUAACAAAUACUAUAGGGAUGGUAAAUACGUAUUCUGGCCCGAUUUAGCUAGCUCCCACUAUGCAAACUCAGUCCACGCCGACCUCAGAGACAAAAAAGUCAAUUUUGUGCAAAAACAAGACAACCCAGCAAACGUCCCGAAAGUCAGGCCAAUUGAGGAUUUUUGGGGAUUUUUGAAGCAGAAAGUGUAUGAGAAGGACUGGCAGGCUAAAACUAUCACUCAACUCAAAGCUAGAGUCAGUCUUUGCCUUCGUAAUUUGGACAAAGACCUUAUACACCGCACCUUCAGCUCGGUACACAAAAGACUCGAUUUUGUCAGAAGGAAUGGAAUCGAAAAACUUUAA